Messenger RNA from Pundamilia nyererei, 2326 nucleotides. RefSeq names its product coiled-coil domain-containing protein 158. The transcript has 10 exons. Lineage: Eukaryota; Metazoa; Chordata; Actinopteri; Cichliformes; Cichlidae. The record is from RefSeq and is a predicted model, not a curated record. Bases 1044 to 2195 code for a protein of 383 amino acids.
UCUGUUGACAGUAAUGUUUAAGUGAUCCGUGGUUAACACAAAUCUGCCUUUUCUCUUGUUAUUCAUUCCCUUUGAAGAAAACUGUGUAAUUAACCAAAUUGUGGUUUAGGAGAAUUGUUUACACCCUUACUGUCUGUGACAUGCAGUUUGUCUCACACUAUGCAAUAGAAUAUCUUAAAAAAGGCUUUAGGUUUUGUAAGAGAGGCAUUCCACUCAGACACUCAGACUUUGAGGAGAAUUUAGCAAAAGCAUUGUAAUCUUGGUAAGAGUCUGAUUUCCAGGGAGAAAAAAAGCUGUUUAAAAACUUCUCUUUGGGAAAAGCCAGCAAAUAGAUUAAAGUUAUUACAGUUACAUUCAGGUGUUAGCCAAUGAAAUUGAAUUUAAUUUAGAUAACACUCAAAAAUACCUUCAUAGUAAGCACAGAGAAGUGUUUGAAGUUUUGUGCUUGAUUACCUUGAAUGAUAGACCCUGACUCUGUUCUGUUACUGAGUGGAGACAUGGAUAGUUAUUUAUGUGUUUGUUUGUUUUUAUCUUUCAUUUUAAGAGGAAUUCCUGUUGAAAUUAAAUCUCUUUUACCAGGGUGACCUUGUUCCCUUGCCCUCAUUACAGUACUAACCUAAGUAUCAGUGUCCAGGUUAAUAUAGACAUGUCUGAAAUGUGCUGCCUAGAAUAGUAAGCUGGCAAAGUACAUUUUUACUGUAUUCAGGGUUUUCCUGCACAUAUCAACGACCCUCACUGAAGACAGCUUAAUUUUCUCAAUUUUAAAACACAUUAUUUCUUAUCAAAUGGACAACAACGACAGGAGAAUGCAAAACGUUUUGUUAAGUGUAGGAACACUGUGUAAACGCUGUAUAACAUAAGCUAAGCAUCCAUCUUUGGGUCGUCUGAUACCUCUAAUCAAUAAACUGCUGAAGUCAAGCCUUCCAUUUACCAGGAAUUACUGUGUAGACCAUGGAGGCGUUUCUCGAAAAACUUUAGCUCUCCUGGCUUUUAGUCUAAUCAAAUUAUCUUCUUGUCCUGCUGUGUUAAGAAAGCAAAGAAUUAUGUUUGGUAUGUUUAUACUGUUAACCAAGCCCUUCUGUUGUGGUGUGUGUUUGCUUAUGUGUUACCGUCUAUUUCUCUCUCUGGACGUAACACGUGUUUGUCCGGGCACGAUUUCAGAGGAGCACAAGGAGCUGCAAGGGCUGCACAGCUGUAAGAACGAGGAGCAUGAGGGUGUGGUGCUGAAUCUUCAGAGUCAGAUAAGGAACGCCCACGAUGAGCUAGAUCAGAUCCAGAGCACCUUGGGGACCCUCAAAGGGGCUGACAGACAUGGCCUCCAGGUAGCCUUGGACAUGCAGAAGGAGAUCACUGGCAGGAGAGAGCAGGUGGACUCGAUGCAGAGCAAAAUUUUACAUCUGGAGGAGAAAGUGGAGAAGCUGCAUCACGAGAAAGACUGCCAGAACUUGGAGACCGAGCGUCAGCUCCAGGAACUAACCUUCGUCAGGGAGGAGAAGAGACAACUUGCUAACGAGCUGGAGGUGCUUCGCUCCAAAGAUCAGCAGUUAACAGAUAGGAUCAGUGAGCUGGAGGCAAUCCUUCACAAGAUGUCGGAGAGCUUUGCAAACUGUCAGGAUUUUAUCCAGCUGCGGGAGCAGGAAUAUUUCCGCUUAAAACUCCACCAUGCCCUCCACUUGAAGGAGCUCCAAGGUCAAAAUCUGCACACAGCUCUGAAAGUGUGUCCACCUGAUCUGGACUCCCUGAUCCCAUCUGCACACACUGCUCCACCUUCCUCCCAGCAUGCCUUCAACGCCAAGAUCAAGUCAAGGAGGCAGCUGGAGAGCCCCACUUGUGAGCUCAGAUCUCUUGACAAAAUCCUGAGAGGAGGGAUUUUGGAGAACCCUGGACCACACACCGAUAACAGCACCACUGGCAGCAGCUUCCACAGGAGGAGGUCUGCACCAGAGAGAGUACACAGAACCGCAUUAACUGAUCAUUGCGAUACUGGCUACAAACUGAGGAGAAAUACCUUCAGCAGCGAGCUAUGUUUCCUGAAGACAGCUGAACCAGAUGAGAAAAUAAUCAAGUCCUUCAGUCAGAGCAAUUUUAUAUUAAUACCAGAGACUGCAGUGAGGGAUACUUCCUCACCACCGCUACUCUCACUGGGUCGCAGGUCACCAGUCCACUCUCUCCUGACCUCUGACCCCAACAACUAACAGAGACACGCCAAAAUGCUUCUGAACCCCUCUUCUUUUAUCAAUGCCUCAUUUUUCAAAGGUCACAAGAAUGAACUCUGACAGCAGAAAGUUUUGAAAAAACAAGAAUUUCACUCACAUGUACUGUACCA